Capronia coronata CBS 617.96 is the source of this 1191-nucleotide messenger RNA. RefSeq names its product ATP-dependent RNA helicase eIF4A. Gene Ontology annotation, molecular function: RNA helicase activity; ATP binding; RNA binding. The transcript has 5 exons. The coding region runs from base 1 to 1191 and encodes 396 amino acids. Lineage: Eukaryota; Fungi; Ascomycota; Eurotiomycetes; Chaetothyriales; Herpotrichiellaceae. The record is from RefSeq and is a predicted model, not a curated record.
AUGGCGGACAAAGGUCUUGAAGAGGUCCCUGAAGGCCAAAUCGAGUCAAACUACGAUGAAGUCAUUGACUCCUUCGAUGCGAUGAACCUGAAGCCUGAGCUUCUGCGAGGUGUCUAUGCCUAUGGUUUCGAACGACCAUCUGCAAUUCAGCAGCGCGCUAUCAUGCCGGUCAUCAAAGGAAACGAUGUUAUCGCUCAAGCCCAGUCUGGUACCGGAAAGACCGCCACCUUCUCCAUCUCUGCCCUCCAGAAGAUCGACCCCAACCUCAAGGCGUGCCAGGCCCUUAUCCUCGCCCCUACUCGUGAGCUUGCUCAACAGAUCCAGAAGGUCGUUGUUGCCAUCGGCGACUUCAUGAACGUCGAAUGCCACGCUUGUAUUGGUGGCACCAACGUUCGGGAUGACAUGAAGGCACUCCAGGAAGGACCACAAGUCGUCGUUGGCACUCCAGGACGAGUUCAGGACAUGAUCCAGCGCCGCGUUUUGAAGACCGACAACAUCAAGAUGUUCAUUCUGGAUGAGGCCGAUGAGAUGCUCUCGCGCGGUUUCACCGAACAAAUCUACGACAUUUUCCAACUCCUCCCGCAAUCGACUCAAGUCGUCCUUCUCUCCGCCACCAUGCCUCAAGACGUCCUCGAAGUCACCACCAAAUUCAUGCGUGACCCUGUCCGCAUUCUCGUCAAGAAGGCUGAGUUGACCCUUGAAGGUAUCAAGCAGUUCUACAUUGCCGUCGAGAAGGAGGAAUGGAAAUUGGACACUCUCUCGGAUCUCUACGAGACCGUCACCAUUACACAGGCUGUCAUCUUCUGCAACACCCGGAGAAAGGUUGACUGGCUCACUGACAAACUCACUGCGCGUGACUUCACUGUUUCGGCCAUGCACGGUGAUAUGGAGCAGGCUCAGCGCGAUGUUAUCAUGAAGGAGUUCCGAUCUGGAUCUUCUCGUGUGCUCAUCGCCACCGACCUGUUGGCCCGUGGUAUUGAUGUCCAGCAAGUCUCGCUGGUUAUCAACUACGAUCUGCCUGCCAACCGCGAGAACUACAUUCAUCGUAUCGGUCGUGGUGGUCGUUUCGGACGAAAGGGUGUUGCCAUCAACUUCGUCACCGCUGACGACGUCCGUAUGAUGAGAGAAAUCGAACAAUUCUACAGCACUCAAAUCGAGGAGAUGCCAAUGAACGUUGCUGAUCUCAUCUAA